UUGAGAUCAACUUCAAAUAUUCAAUAAGAAUGGCUAAGGUUUUAAACUCAAUUCUUUGCUUCUUUCUUAUUCUCUCAGUUGCAAUGACAAGUACACAAGUGAAAGCCCAGCAAAGAUGUUCUGAGACAUUGAAGGCCUCAGAUUGCACCAUAGCUGAGUGUCAAAGUGAAUGCUUACAAAAACAUAAUGGAACUGGAGUUUGUACUGGUGGCAAUGUAGGCCCAUUAAGUUGUGUUUGUGUUUACAAUUGCUAGCUUCAAUAUUUUGAACUCUCC
Molecule: messenger RNA, 275 nt
Organism: Solanum verrucosum
Lineage: Eukaryota; Viridiplantae; Streptophyta; Magnoliopsida; Solanales; Solanaceae
Product: defensin-like protein 155
Exons: 2
Coding region: 30-254 (74 amino acids)
Source: RefSeq, a predicted model, not a curated record